Messenger RNA from Linum trigynum, 396 nucleotides. NCBI's taxonomy places the organism in Eukaryota, Viridiplantae, Streptophyta, Magnoliopsida, Malpighiales, Linaceae. The record is from the annotation of a GenBank genome assembly.
AUGGACGCUCGCGUCCUAGAUCGGGACCUCCCAGACGACGACGAUUCCCCCGGUACUUUUGAAUCUUCCUCCGACGUUGCUGACGACGGAGCUGGACAAGGCAAUUCAAUAUGGGACGCUCGCCAAUUCAAUGGAAAAUUCCCCCCCGCCAAUUCAAUGGACGAUUCCCCCACCAAUUCGCUCGACGAUUCCGCUGCCAAUUCAAUGGAUGCUCGCGCUCCAGAUCGGGACCACCCCGACGACGACGAUUCCCCCGCCACUUCGGAAUCUUCCUCUGACGUUGUUGAUGGCAGCGCUGGACGAGGCAAUUCAAUAUGCUGCAUCCCAGAAUCUUCUUUGGUAGUGUGUCUGUGUGUGCAUUACGCUUUGGUAGUUACUUGCAUUUGUGUUAGUUAG